Molecule: messenger RNA, 2338 nt
Organism: Ornithorhynchus anatinus (platypus)
Lineage: Eukaryota; Metazoa; Chordata; Mammalia; Monotremata; Ornithorhynchidae
Gene: DTX2
Product: deltex E3 ubiquitin ligase 2
Exons: 10
Coding region: 116-1900 (594 amino acids)
Biological process (GO): protein ubiquitination; Notch signaling pathway
Cellular component (GO): nucleoplasm
Molecular function (GO): zinc ion binding; ubiquitin protein ligase activity
Source: RefSeq, a predicted model, not a curated record
GGACUGGACGUGAGGGGAAGGAACCCCAGGAGGAAGUGGGGGUUCGAGGCGGCGGCCGGAGAUGAGCGGCGGCGAGAGGGACCCCGUCGGGUGAGCCCCCGCCCGCCCUCCCGAGAUGGCCAUCGCCCCGAGCCCCACGGCCCCGCAGGCGGGCGCCGUGGCGGUGUGGGAGUGGCAGGACGAGGGGGGCAGCUGGCGGCCCUACAGCGGGUCCGUGUGCAGCUACAUCGAGCAGUUUGUCUGGCAGCAGGGGCCGCGCGGGGGACCCCAGUCCGCCAGCGUCCCCCUGGGGCAGGCCGACCCUGCCCUGGCCCCCUACAUCAUUGACCUCCCCAGCUGGACCCAGUUCCGCCAGGACACCGGCACCAUGCGCUACGUCCGGAGACACCUGUACCCGGCGCUGUCGGCCCCCGGCCGGGGCAUCCUGUGGGAAUGGCUGAACGACGAGGGCACCUGGACCCCGUACGAGAUGAGCGUCUGCGUCUACCUCGAGCAGCAGUUCGCCCGCGGGAGCCCCGGGGCCGACCUGGCGGCCCUGGGCUACAACUACACCGUAGAUUACGGCAGCCACACGCAGGUCAACAAGACGUCCAGCUUCCAGCGCAGCGUCCGGCGGAGCCUGGGCCCUCCCUACCCGGCCGCCGCGGUCCUCGGCCCUCCCGGCCACACGGGGCUGGCCUGCUCCUGCCUGCAGUGCCUGGCCGGCGGCGCGUCGGGCCCCGUCUCCCACCGGGCCCGGCACUGGCCGUCCCACCUCCCGGUGUCGUCGGCGCCCCCGGCCCCGCACCGGACGGCCGCCCUCGGGGCCCACCAGGCCUUCGCGCCCUACAGCAAGCCCGCGCUGGCCGGCGGCCGCUCGGCCCCGAGACUCAACGCCGCCCCGGCGUGGGUUCCGCCGCAGCCGGGCGUCCCCGCGGCCCCCCGCCUCUCCCAGCCCGGCCCCGCCGUCCCCGGCCGGCCGCACGCGGGACCUUCGACGUCCAACGGGACCAGCGCCCCCGGGAGCAUCCCCGUGCCAACGCAGAGGUCCAGCCGGAUUCAGCAGGCCCUGGCAGGCAUGACCGGUGUCCUGAUGUCCGUCCUCGGGAUCCCCCCGUGCCUGCCUCACCCACCGCCGCCCGCCAGCACUCCCGCCUCCCGUUUGUCCACUAAAAGUCACAGCUCAGUCAAGAGACUGAGGAGACUAUCCAGGAAAGACGCCCCACCCACUGAGCCCGGGCAGGUGGUGAAACGGUACCUGGACGAGCUGCAGAGCCCUCCGGAUGAGGACUGCAUGAUCUGCAUGGAGAAGCUGUCCGUGGCUUCGGGGUACAGCGACGUGGCUGACGGCAAGAUCGGCUCCGACACCGUGGGGAAACUCACCGACUGCGGCCACGCCUUCCACCUGCUGUGUGUGCUGGCCAUGUACAAGAACGGGAACCGGGACGGCAGCCUGCAGUGCCCCUCCUGUAAGACCAUCUACGGGGAGAAGACGGGCACGCAACCCAAGGGGAAGAUGGACGUGUCCACGUUCGCCGUGUCGCUGCCCGGCCACGAGGACUGCGGGACCAUCCAGAUCGUCUACUCCAUCGCCAGGGGGAUCCAGGGCCCCGAGCAUCCCAACCCGGGAAAGCCGUUCACCGCGAGGGGCUUUCCCCGCCACUGCUACCUGCCCGAUAACGCCCAGGGUCGCAAGGUCCUGGAGCUGCUGAAGGUGGCGUGGAAGCGGCGCCUCAUCUUCACCGUGGGCACGUCCAGCACCACCGGGGAGACGGACACCGUGGUCUGGAACGAGAUCCACCACAAAACCGAGAUGGGGCUGAACCUGACCGGCCACGGCUACCCCGACCCCCACUAUCUGGACAACGUGCUGGCCGAACUGGCCGCCCAGGGCGUGACGGAGGACAGCCUGGGCCAGUAGCCAACUGGGCUCUGAGGCCGGCCCUGCCCCUCCCCUCCCCCGUCCUUGCUGCUCCCCUCGCGCCCCUCCCCGGGCACUGACACCCCGUGGCCUUAAGUCCCGGCCCUCAAGGGCUUCUCCCGUGCGAGCGAUAACGGGGGUCGGGGGCCGGGGACCCCCGGGCUGGAAGAGAAGGUUAUUUUUGUAUGCGGUCCGAAUGUUUUUACACAACACGUCGUCCGUCGCCGGCAUCUGCCCGGCCGGGGCGCCUGGGCCACCGGGCCCAGAGCGGGCCGAGCCGGCGCGUUGGGGUGGGGCCGGGGCGGAGGUGGCCGUCUCGGCCCGCUGCCCCGCCACCCCGCCCCUACCACGGUGCCUCGUCCCCGCCGGGGCCCCGGAUGCCUUUACUUCUCUCCAUCACUUGCAAUAAAUCCUGCAGAGCCAUGGUCCUGGCCUGAA